Messenger RNA from Pediculus humanus corporis (human body louse), 225 nucleotides. RefSeq lists its product as uncharacterized. The coding region runs from base 1 to 225 and encodes 74 amino acids. NCBI's taxonomy places the organism in Eukaryota, Metazoa, Arthropoda, Insecta, Psocodea, Pediculidae. The record is from RefSeq and is a predicted model, not a curated record. The transcript is spliced from 2 exons.
AUGUCACUUUUAUCAGCGAGCAUGUUACAUCCUAGACCUCCGAUAUUAGGUUCACCUUACGUACCUAAUUUGUACAGAACUUUCAAUUCAUCAUUGCUUACGUAUAGCAAUCAACCUAUAGAUUCACUAUCGAUUCCUCCUCUUUCGCCAGAAUCACCACCAAGGAGAACAACACCGAGGACAUCAAGUGUGAGUUUAAGUGCGUGGUAUAUAAAAGAAACUUAA